This is a messenger RNA of Ruditapes philippinarum (Manila clam), 2345 nucleotides long. RefSeq names its product sushi, von Willebrand factor type A, EGF and pentraxin domain-containing protein 1-like. The transcript has 12 exons. The record is from RefSeq and is a predicted model, not a curated record. NCBI's taxonomy places the organism in Eukaryota, Metazoa, Mollusca, Bivalvia, Venerida, Veneridae. The coding region runs from base 423 to 2345 and encodes 640 amino acids.
UACACGAAACGUGUAUGAAUAGACUUACAAAUAUAACUGCAACAAGAAACACUUUGUUUUGAAAUCCAAAUAUAAUGUUUAAUAUGUUUAACAUGCUUGUGUUCUUAGUUUCCUAUGUUAUUGCUUCAGUUGUUUCACUCUGUAUGUUUUUGUCUGCAAAUUACACGUAGAUUGUCCGCUUCUCUUUGCAUUUCUUACAUAAAUAUAUUUGUAUAUUGUAACUAGGUACAUAUGACAAAAGAUCAAGUCUAUUACAAGCCGAUUGUCAGAUAAAUAAAAUGUCAAUACAAGUGUAUAAAAUUGUUAUCAUAGGCUGGGAAACCAAGAGAUAAACAAUGAAAUUCUCUUCUAUCGUUAUCAAUUUAAAAGAAAAACAUAUGAUUUAAUGUGACCAAGGUACCAAACGGAACUGACAUAUCGAUAUGUUGCCUUUAUUAUAUCUCUUGGUUUGGUCAACCCAUACUGUCGUCAGCUUAGAUAUUGAUACUGACAUUAACCUAAGCUCAGACUUGAAAGGAUGUCUGAUCGCAAAUCCGUCGGCGGUCAAAUCGUGUAGAAAUAAGGAUGGUAUUCCCGUUGAUAUAACCGAAUCCAGUCUUCUACAAAAGGGGAAUACUUGCAUAUUUGAACAUGAAGAAUAUCCGGUGGUUUGUCAGAAUGGAAUGAUUACUCUCACAGCGGGUGGAAAGUUUGUAGAAGAGAGAACUGUGAAAAGAAAAAAAAGAUUCUUCAUUGGUGAACUGGUACUUGGCAUCGCUUGCAUUUUCCUAUGCGGCGGUUCUCAUCAACAUUCUACUCCAAACAGCCCCCCAAUGAUCACUAAGAAUGCAGCACUAAAGGUAAGCACACCUAUUUUUGCGCCACAAAGAAAAUCAAGUGCCAGAGUGUAUUGGGAUGACCCCGUUAUCACGGAUCCAGAACAAGGAACGUUAAGAAUCACUACUUCACCUAGUAAUUUUAGAAGUGGUGGAGAAUAUACCGAAGGGUCUUAUGUUAUACAUUUUAUAGGAACAGAUGGAGGGGGUCUUUCAGCAUAUGAUUAUCUAAUGUUCGAAGUCAAAGUAUAUCGAUGUGGACCCUUGCGCCGGCCUGAGAAUGGCGACAUCAAUUGCGAUAAUGGAGACAUGAUAUAUGGGACGACCUGCACAGUAUCAUGUAAAUCAGGAUUCUAUGUCAGUGGCACUAGCAAUAUGUUAUGUCAAAAGAAUGGGUACUGGUCCCCUGGCAGUACACCUAAUUGUAAACCUAAAACUUGUAGAGGGUUACCAAACAUAUCAAAUGGAAGAAUUUCCUGUUACAAUAACAAAAUGGUGUUCGAUAAUGUUUGUGAAGUGGUGUGCGACGAAGGUUUUCGUGCGAUAGGAAAUCACUUGAUUAGAUGUAAUUCUGAAGGUCAGUGGGGAGCUUUGCCUACAUGCAAAGAUAUUCUUCCUCCUACAUUCUUACGCGGAGAGUGUCCUGAUGAUAUGCAAGUUUACAUUGAUUCAACCAAUAAUACCGCAACUAUAACUUGGGAAGUACCAACAGGAACAGAUAACUCGAAGGAACGAGUGAUUAUUAAAGAAGAACAUGGUUAUGUCCCUGGACAACGUUUUAGUGCAGGAUCAUAUGUUGUGAAAUAUAGUAUCGAAGACCAAGAACAUAACAAGGGAGACUACUGUAAUUUCAGAAUUGAAGUUUUGACCAUCAGUUGUGAGCCUCCAAAUCUGUUGGUGCCACAUUUAGUGUAUGAAUGUCCAGAUUCAUAUAGACUUGGGGCGUCUUGUUCUCUCCGUUGUAAAUCUGGAUAUCCUCUAGGUGGAGCAAAUCAAAUUCAUUGUCAAGUUAAAAAACAAGUUUUAAUCCACCAGAGAGGUUAUAAUUUAAUCAUUAAUAUGUAUCACUAUUAUCAUUUUGUAGAGACAAAUUGUUCAAGAGCAGCUCUUGGUGAGCCUUUAAACGGUGCUCUUGCUUGCAGUGAAUGGACACAUGGUCAAAUGUGUCAAAUGCAAUGUGAAUCUGGCUAUGAUAUUCCUUACAUUGGGCUUGGAUUUUUUGUAUGUGGACGAUCUGAUGGUAAAUGGAGACCAACAAAUAAUGUGCCUGACUGUGAUGUGAAAAUGGUCGUCACACAUAUACAUCUACCUGGCAAGUUUUACUAUUAUACCGGACACUGUAACAGUUCCGCUGAAAACAUGAGACAAAUUAAAGUAAACUUUGUACAAGCUUUAAACACAUCAAUGUUUUCCGAAGCCUGUCGUGGCGUGCCUGGAUGUCGAGCAGAGAAUGUGAAUGUCACGUGCGGUCCUAUUUCCGGACGCCACAGACGCGAUGUUAGUACAAACAUGUUUUUCACUAGCAUAUGA